Messenger RNA from Prorocentrum cordatum, 3330 nucleotides. NCBI's taxonomy places the organism in Eukaryota, Dinophyceae, Prorocentrales, Prorocentraceae. The record is from the annotation of a GenBank genome assembly.
GCGCGUGGCGCGGCCGAGUCCGCCCAGCGCUACCGGCACCAGGGGCUCUUUCUUACCGGAGGAGGCGGCGGGCGCCAUGGGCGGCUCGCGCCCCAAGGCCGUGGCCAAGAAGGUGAUCAAGGGUGGCAAGUGCAAUCAGAAGAGCGCCGACAAGGCGCCCCCCAGGCCCGUUCAGCAUGGGAGGGGUGCGAAGGCAGGGGCCGACCAUGCCCUGCUGAAGGCGCGCGAGAGUUUCUGCACUACGUGCCACCAGGGGACCCGCGGCUACGAGAAACACGUGGAGGGGGAGGCCGAGUACCUCUGGUGGCCGAAGCUCGAGUUCGCUAAGUCCACGCAGCUGUGGACGCCCAUGGGGCACGAGUGCGGCAAUUGCGGAUACGUCAGAGGUCGCUACUACUUGAAGGGGACGAGCCAACUGGGGGUCAACGAGAAGAUACAGAGCAGUCAGGCGGAGGCUGACAGACACGACCGCCUUCGAAAGGACCGUGCAACAGGCACCAACAUGCUGCAGGACUCCGAGAGCGCCAACGUGAAGCACGAGACCAGCAAGAAGGAAGAGGCUUACACGGACGCGUUCGAGGAAGGUCACUUUCACGAGCUUAUGAAGUUUGCCGAGGACCGCAACCUCCGCUUUCCAGAUCAGGAGUCCCUCAUUAACCACAUCCAGGAUACGAUGAAGUACGAGGUCGGAGUGGGGGAGACGGGGGAGAUCGGGGUGUUUGUGACUGAUAUGCCACGUGGGGCGUCCUACAAAUUCAGGCGCGGGGUGAAGCGCGCCGCCGUGCACAAUGAGACCGAGGAGCACGCCGACGCAGGUGGCGCCAGGGAUCGCCACGUCGAGAACGUUGAGGCGGAUGGCUUUGCGGCAGGGGACGACUCGGCCGAGCAGCACCAGCAGCGCGCCGAAGCAGAUGAACGUGAGCCAUCCCCUAUUGGCGGCUUCAUGGCGGGGCCCAUCGCCGCCGCUGGCGCUCCGUCCACCGCGGCCGCGAGCACCGUCGACUCGGGUCGCUCGCUGCUCGAAGAGGCCGAGACGACCUACUCGACGGGUGUUCUCUGGAACAAGAAGUACAGGCCCCGCGACUUCGAGAACAUGCUCACGAGAUUGUCGGCCAAAUCUUCGAAGGUGUCUGCUGUGUCUGGAGAGGCUGGCUCGUCUGAGGUAUCCGAGCGCCUCUUCAACAUGAGUGUGAGGCUCGAGGAGAGCCGCAAGAUCUUGCAGGAUCUGAGGGAAUCGCCCAUGAAGGCAAUCGAGAACUCCAGCGAUACCAUGGGCGUCCUAAAGACAGCAGACAUCACCGUACAGGCGAACAUGCUGAGCACCACGUCUUUCAACCUGAUGUCGCUGGGCAUUGACGGCAUGGUCGCCGCCCUCAUGAUUGCGAAGGACCGCGGGACUGACAACUUUUCGGUGGGUGCGCUCACUGUCAAAGAGGGCGUCGACGUCAACGCCGAGGAGACGAAGGCCACCACGCAGACGAACAUGAUCGCCAGCUUCAUGGAGAAGUCUUUGAAGCGAAUGUCCGAGGCAGACUUCUCCAAGACGAUGCGCAAAUGCGACAGCUGUAUUGGCGUCGUUGACCGGGACAGCUUGGACGUCCAGGUUCCUCUCGUGAGCGCGUCCACUGGGUGGAUGCCUCAGGUGCAUGUCGACCUCGACGCGAUGCGCUUGUUCGGUAUGAUCCUGGAGUUCGAGCCGUCGGAGAGGCUUCCACGGCAUCUUCGAGUGCAAGCUCUCAGAUUGGAUUCCCUCAAGCACAUGAUGAGCAACAGGCUUCGUUGUCUCAUCAGGGUCAGCGGGGGGACGGGCAGCAACGCCAAGGCUGCCUGGGACCGCAUCCCCAAACAAGAUGUCGGUUCGGAGCUCGGGCCGCUCGCAUUCGAGGUGGAAGAGUCCUUGAAGCAAUUCGUGGCUGAGAUCAGUGAGACCCUCCAGGCGAUGGAUAGCGAGGCCGCCGUGGAGGUACUGUACACUUCGCUCGUGAAGGCCGCUGAGAGCAAAGGCGACGACGUCCAGAAGUUCUCGAAGUACGUGGACACGCUCGACGACGACGCAAACAACAUCGGCGAGAAGAACGUCGAGCUGCUGAAGUUGCGCGACGACUUCAUCGAGACGACCUGCAAUGCCAUGGCGGCGGUGCUCACCCACUACGGCAAGUUCACGGACUACGCGAACGACAUCAUGACCAACAACUUGAUUUUUACGUCCGGAGGUGAAGCGGAUGCUAUUGAUCAGCAUGAGGCCGACCCCUUCCGGCUCGUCGUUCAGAUCUCGACGUUCUUGCUGUCCUUUGAUGUCGGGGCAGCCGACAGGGCCGUCAUCGUGGAGGCGCAGCAGCGCAGUCAGAUGAUGGUUGACAUAUCGGAUGUGAAGCAACGCAGCUGCUACAAGGACAGCGCCUCUGUGAUCGCAAUGUGGAGCGAGAUCUGGGUCAAAGAGGGGUCCGUGAAGUGCGCGUCCAAAGUGCAGGACACCAGAGUCUCAUCUUUCCAGGAACUCUCCGAGGCCUUGUCGUCCUACUCCGUGCAGGCCCCCAUAGACAUGAUUUUCCAGGACAUCGUCGGCAGUGAGGAGUGUUGCAAGGUGGAUGCGCAGUUCUUGUCUGCCAUGAAGACGCUGGAGUCUCGCCUCCCGCCCUCGGUGACGCCGUUGGUGGACUCAGCGAAGUCCUACAUGACGAUCCGCCAGUGCUACGAGCAGAUCUCCCAGGGCAAGAGCGUGGGCUGCAUUGCGGCAAACACCAACCUUCGUUUGAACGAGGGCCUGCACGACGUCGUCAAAGAGAAGCCCGAGAUGCAGACGUGGAAGGCCGCCCUGAUCAAGGAGUGGCAGGCGGGUACCGCGAUGAUCUUGUCGAACUUGGACACGGCGCACAUCGACGCGUUCCUCGCGAAGUACGGGCAAGGCGGCGAGAAUCUCUGGGGUCUCAUCGAGACGUGGACCUUCGACGAGAAGUGCUGGCUGGCGGAUUCGACCCCAGAUAAAGCGCGCGAGGCCGAGUUCCAGAAGACCGAGUCGUUCAUUGUGAACUUCACGAUGUCGGAGCGCAUCGUCGAGGACCUUUGCGCGACGACGCAGUCGGCCUCUUGGGCUUCGCCUGGCGAGCUCGAGAAGCUGCGCGACACCAAGAGCAAGCUGCCCAGCCUCAAGGAGAAGCGGGACCAAGUCGCGAAGCUGAUGGGGGCGGCCGUGCUGUGCAACGCCAUCGUGACUGACAGUGGCAAGCAGAACACCCUGAAGUACGUGACUGGGCGCCUGGGGGUCCCCUUGGCGACGCUCCCCGCCUCUCUCGCCCAGAAGCUCGAGGAUGCGCCCGGGCAGGGCUCAGC